AUGGCAACUUCAUUAAGUCAAACAAUAAAUGUGUUAGAAUAUGGUGUCAUGGGCUCAAUAUUAUCAAUCCCAGCAAAUUAUAAUGAUUCAAUGAUUGUUUUCUAUUCAUCAAAAGGUAUUAAUAAAGGUAUAAGAGAAUGGGGUCAAAUGAUGCAACGAGCAUAUAAUCGAACGAAUCAACAUCGUCUCAAUGAUCUUACUAUUAAUUAUCUUGGCUAUUAUACUGAUAAUGGUGCUUAUUAUUAUGAUAAUACAGAAAAAGGAAUAAAUUAUGAAGAAACAAUAAUCAAUGUUUAUCAUCAAAUUCCACUUCCAUUUCAUUAUAUUCAACUUGAUUCAUGGUGGUAUUAUAAAGGAAUUCGAGAUGGUGUUACUGAAUGGACAGGUCGUCCAGAUAUAUUUCCUGAUGCACAUGAUUGGGGUCUUGUUCUAUAUGAACAAGAUUGGCUUGAUCGUCAAACUAUUGAUUUUUUGCCAACACGUACUGAUAUUCAUAUUGGUCAGCAAUGGUUAAUGUCUAUGGGUGAAGCGGGUGAAAAAGUAGGCAUAAAUAUACAAUACUGUAUGAACUUACCACGUCAUAUUUUACAAGCUUUACAAAUACCGCGUGUUACACAUGCACGAACAUCAAUUGAUUAUGCUGUUCAUCUUGUGUUUCCCAUUAAAGCUCAAUGGGCUAUUGGAAUAUCCAGCAUGCUUGCUGAUGCGAUUGGCUUAGCACCAUUCAAAGAUGUUUUCUGGUCUAGUUCAUUUGAGCCAGGUGCGCGCCUUAUCAAGAAUUAG
This is a messenger RNA of Rotaria sp. Silwood1, 783 nucleotides long. The record is from the annotation of a GenBank genome assembly. Lineage: Eukaryota; Metazoa; Rotifera; Eurotatoria; Philodinida; Philodinidae.